This is a messenger RNA of Fusarium sp. VM40, 903 nucleotides long. The record is from the annotation of a GenBank genome assembly. Lineage: Eukaryota; Fungi; Ascomycota; Sordariomycetes; Hypocreales; Nectriaceae.
AUGAAGACAGCUCUUUCGCUCACGGCUUUGGCCUCGUUGGCUGUCGCAUCUAAUACCAAUCUAGACAUUUUCACAUCCCCAAACAAGAUGAGUAUUGAAGAGUGGCAGUCCCGCUUCAAGAGCUCCAACGCAACUGGAACAUAUGCCUUUGAAGGCUAUAAUGUUUCUGAACCGUCCCCAGCAAACAAGACCGUUGACGGCUGGACCGCGACUAUUCGUGUAGCCAAUAUCACAGACGACCCGGAUGCUGAUCAAUCUUACCCUGGCAUUGAUAUCAGCGUCAAAGCACUCGAUGGGAUGAAGCUGCCAGAGCUGAAUAGCAGUCAGACCAACUCUUCGAAUUGGCACGUCUGUAUGUCUUUCUGGACUAUAGGUCGAAUGGAAGAUAGAACGACCAAUGAUGCCCAAGAUGACAACGGAGACUGCAGCUCGUUCCUGUCUCAAGAAUGCAUUGAGGCCUUGAAAGACGCAGGAAUCGCCCACUCCUGGAACGGCCGGCGUUGCGGAAAUGCACCACGGCUUCCUCGAGAAUGCGGCGAUUAUUACAUACAUACCAGUAGGCCCACGGAGACAGGAUCUCUAGGGGCAAAUCUUAGCUUGUUUGACGGAAGUAUACUGAUCAGCCAACAGGUGCACACGAACGAAGGCCAAGUAGGAAUGAGCCAGAAGGACGCAUAUAACGGAGCUGUGCGUGGUGUCUGGACUGUCAUGAUUGGUUGGGGACGACAAACCAACUUCAGCUAUUCCAAGGACGAUGUGAUGCAGCCCGCGCUUCUUUGUUUGCGUGCGAGGAAUAUAACGAACGGUAUUGAAGAUCCCAACGCUGGUGUGAGGGCGACUGUUCAUGGACCUGUGGCAUUUGUUGUGAGGUUGAUCACAGAGGACGUUCAUCUCAAACCAUAA